CUUUGCUGGGGAAAGACACGACACAGUUAGUGAAGCGAGUCAAAGUUCAGAUUGUGUUCCUGCUGCACAAGAACGUCUGUACUUCUGCAUGGUCAGCGGCUGAUGGUUUCCUCAAAGCUCUGCUAAUGUCUGCAUUGGUGUUUUAGCUGCAGUAUGGCAGAGGAGCGAGUAAAGGACUCUCUCUCAGAGAAACACAGGUGAUGGUCAGCGGCUGAUUGUUUCCUCAAAGCUCUGCUAAUGUCUGCAUUGGUGUUUUAGCUGCAGUAUGGCAGAGGAGCGAGUAAAGGACUCUCUCUCAGAGAAACACAGAGAUGAUCAGACUCGAGACCUGCAGCUGGAUUCACUCCAAUCAGAACAUAAUAAACUUCAGAGGGUCAAAGACCAGCACAAAACCAGCUUGAAGAGCAAGUAUGAGAGAUUAUUUGAGGGAAUCAACCAUCGAGAGACUCAAACCCUCCUGAACAGGAUCUACACACAGCUCUACAUCAUAGAAGGAGAGAGUGAAGGAGUGAAUGAAGAGCAUGAGGUUUUACAGAUGGAGAAAACAGCCAGAACAAAACCCUCACAACACACUCCAGUCUACUGCAAUGACAUCUUUAAAGCCUCAGCUGGACCAGGACAUGAGGAGAAAAUAAAAAAGGAGAAGGCACAGAUCAAGACUGUUCUCACUGAAGGCAUCGCUGGAAUUGGGAAAACCGUCUCGGUGCAGAAGUUCAUUCUGGACUGGGCUGAGGGAAAAGACAAUCAGGAUGUAGAUUUUAUGUUUGUGCUUCCAUUUCGAGAGCUGAACUUGAUCCGAGAUCAUCAGUACAGUCUUCACAGACUUCUGCUGGACUUUCAUCCUGAACUUGAAGAUCUUGAGCCCGAGAUUUAUGAGCAGUGUAGAGUUGUGUUCAUCUUUGAUGGUCUGGAUGAAAGCAGAAUCACACUCAACUUUUCAGAUGAGGAGAAAGUUUGUGCUGUUACUGAAUCUUCAUCGGUUGGUGUGUUGAUGUCGAACCUGAUGAAAGGAGAUCUGCUUCCCUCUGCUCUCAUCUGGAUCACCUCCAGACCAGCAGCAGCCCAUCAGAUCCCCUCCAAAUACAUCAACCGUCUGACAGAAAUUCAGGGAUUCACUGAGCCUCAAAAGGAGGAAUAUUUCAGGAAGAGAAUCAGCGACGAGCAUCAAGCCAGCAGAAUCAUCUCCCACAUCAGAAGAGCAAGAAGCCUUCAGAUCAUGUGCCACAUACCCGUCUUCUGCUGGAUCUCCUCCACUGUGCUUCAGAAGCUCCUGGAAGAAGAUCUGAGUGCAGAAAUCCCUCAAACUCUGACUGAGAUGUACAUUCACUUCCUGCUGAUUCAGAUCAACAUGAGGAAGCAGAAGUAUGAAGAGAGAGAUCCAGAGAAACUCCUGCAGUCCAACAGAGACGUGAUCGUCAAACUUGCUGAAGUGGCUUUCAGACAGCUGAUGAAGGGCAAUGUGAUGUUCUAUGAGGAGGACCUGAUUGAGAGCGGCAUAGACGUCACUGACGCCUCAGUGUAUUCUGGGAUCUGCACUGAGAUCUUCAAGGAGGAAUCUGUGAUUCAUCAGAGGAAAGUCUAUAGUUUCAUACAUCUAAGCUUUCAGGAGUUUCUGGCUGCGUUCUAUGUGUUUUACUGCCAUUUAACAAAGAACACAGAUGAGCUGGAGUUGAUGUAUGAGAGUGAAUAUUCAUACAAUCAAUAUCUACAGGACAGGUAUGAGAACACAGAACAGCUGGAGUUGAUUCAUGAUAGUGAAUAUUCAGAUGAUGAAGAUGAGUGGAUGGAUGGUAAUGAAUCUGAAUAUUCAUAUGAUCAGCAUCUACAGGCCUGGUCUGAGAACUCUCUGUAUGAUCUGCUCAGAUCAGCAGUAGAUAAAGCUGUUGAGAGCAGUAAUGGUCAUCUAGAUCUGUUCCUGCGGUUCCUGCUGGGCAUCUCACUGGAGUCCAAUCAGAGACUCUUCCAGGAUCUACUAACACACACAGAGGACAGCUCAGAGAGCAUCAGAGAAACCUCACAGUACAUUAAAGACAAGAUCAAGGGAGACGACCCUAUCUCAGCUGAAAGAUCCAUCAAUCUGCUCCUCUGUCUGCUGGAAGUUAAGGAUCAGACUCUGUCCAGAGAGAUUCAGGAGUUUGUGAAAUCAGACAAACGCUUAGCGGUAGAACUCUUUCCCGCUCACUGCUCAACAAUCUCCUACAUGAUUGAGAUGUCAGAGGAGCCGCUGGAUGAGUUUGAUUCUAAUAAAUUCAACACAUCAGAUGAGGGAAGACUGAGACUGAUACCAGCUGUGAGAAACUGCAGAAGAGCUCUGCUACAGUGGUGUAGUUUCACUGCUCAGUUCUGUGAGAGUUUGUCUUCAGCUUUACAAUCCUCAAACUGUGUCCUGAGAGAGCUGGACCUGAAUAAUAAUGACCUGCAGGUCUCAGGAGUGAAGCUUCUUGGUGAUGGACUGAAGAGUCCAAACUGUAAACUGGAGACACUGAGGCUACAGUGGUGUAAAUUCCCUGCUGACUCUUGUGAGAGUUUGUCUUCAGCUCUACAAUCCUCAAACUGUGUCCUGAGAGUGCUGGACCUCAGUAACAAUGACCUGCAGGAUUCAGGAGUGAAGCUUCUCUCUGAUGGACUGAAGAGUCCAAACUGUAAACUGGAGACACUGAGGUUACAGUGGUGUAAUCUCACUGUUCAGUGCUGUGAGAGUUUGUCUUCAGCUCUACAAUCCUCAAACUGUGUCCUGAGAGAGCUGGACCUGAGUAACAAUGACCUGCAGGAUUCAGGAGUGAAGCUUCUCUCUGAUGGACUGAAGAGUCAACACUGUAAACUGGAGACACUGAGGUUGUCUGGCUGUAUGGUGACAGAGGAAGGCUGUGGUUUUCUGUCUUCAGCUCUGACUUCAAACCCCUCACACCUGAGAGAGCUGGAUCUGAGCUACAAUCAUCCAGGAGAUUCAGGAGUCAAGCUGCUCUCUGAACAACUGGAGGAUCCAAACUACACACUGGACAAACUCAAUCUGGAUCAUGGAGGAGAGAAGUGGAUUACAGCAGGACUACGCAAAUAUGCCUGUUUUCUCACACUGGAUCCAAACACAGCGUACCGUCAUCUCAUUCUGUCUGAGGAGAACAGAGAGGUGAAGCGUGUGAGAGAGAUACAGCCGUAUCCUGAUCAUCCGGACAGAUUCAGUCAUCAUGCUUACGUGUUGUGCAGAGAGAGUGUGUGUGGACGCUGUUACUGGGAGAUUGACUGGAGCGGAGAUGUGGACAUAUCAGUGUCGUAUAAGAGCAUCGGGAGGAAGGGAGGAGGUAACGAGUGUUGGUUUGGAAAUAAUGCUCAGUCCUGGAGUCUAGUCUGCUUGAAGCUUAGGGGAUUCUUAUUCAGACACGAUUACGCAGAGAUCCGUCUCCCAGUAAAGUCGAUCAGCAGGAGAAUAGGAGUGUUUGUGGAUCACAGUGCAGGAACUCUGAUCUUCUACAACAUCUAUAGAGACACAAUGAGCCUCAUCCACUCAGUCCAGACCACGUUCACUGAGCCACUCUAUCCUGGGUUUUGGGCUGAUCAUGGAGCAUCAGUGAAACUGUGCUGAAGACUGAGAGGCUGAGGAGAGAUUUUCACAGCUCAGUGUGUGUCACCAGCUCAGUAUUCAAAGCUUUUUCAUUGUAUUUUAUACUCCUAAAACUGUUGAGAUAUAAUAAUUUAAGAAUGCAACUCAGCCCAAAGCUUCCUAUGCUGAAUAUAAUCUGAUACUGUAUACUGUUCAAUAUCAGCACUUACACUGAAAUAUUAUAUAUUUUUAAAGUUUUGUACGCUUAUGUUUAAUGCUUAAUGAAUAUAAUGGUUUUGUAUUUAAAAUAAUAUAAUUUACAUCUAUAGUUGUGCUGUAAUCUUACAU
Messenger RNA from Danio aesculapii, 3886 nucleotides. RefSeq names its product NACHT, LRR and PYD domains-containing protein 12-like. The record is from RefSeq and is a predicted model, not a curated record. NCBI's taxonomy places the organism in Eukaryota, Metazoa, Chordata, Actinopteri, Cypriniformes, Danionidae. Gene Ontology annotation, molecular function: protein binding. The transcript has 10 exons. Bases 266 to 3580 code for a protein of 1104 amino acids.